Molecule: messenger RNA, 2553 nt
Organism: Dendrobium catenatum
Lineage: Eukaryota; Viridiplantae; Streptophyta; Magnoliopsida; Asparagales; Orchidaceae
Exons: 2
Coding region: 1-2553 (850 amino acids)
Molecular function (GO): nucleic acid binding; zinc ion binding
Source: RefSeq, a predicted model, not a curated record
AUGAAACAGCUACUACGCACGCAAUUUCUUCCCACUGAUUUUGAACAAAUAUUAUAUAUGAGGUACCAACAUUGUAGUCAAGGCGCGAGAUCCAUAAGUAAAUAUACAGAAGAAUUCAAUCGGUUGAGUGCCCGGAAUGAUCUCAACGAGUCUACCAACCAGUUGGUAGCUCGAUACAUAGGAGGCCUCAAGGACAGUAUCCAAGAUCAAUUGGAAUUGAAUUCCGUCUGGUCCCUGCCCCAAGCGGUCAAUCUAGCUAUGAAAAUUGAGGUCCAGCAAAACCGCAAGCCCAAGGUGCCUUACUCUCGUCGACAUUGGCAGGAACAAAAUUCUACUCCGACUAAGCACCCGUAUCAAUCCGGAUCGAAAACCGCACCGAAUUCUCUUCCUGCAGCAGAAUCAGCGGGCGUGAAUGUUGAAGAUAAGGCGUUGCAGAAACAGAAGGGCGCCAAUACGUCUAAUCCUUACGCUCGACCAUCGCCGCUCAAAUGUUUUCGUUGUUUUCAGCCCGGCCACAAGUCUAAUGAAUGCCCCCAAAGGAAGCAGGUGCAGUUAGCCGAGUUUGAGGAAGGUACAGAUUCUGAAGGAACCACAGUUGAAAUAGCAGGCCAGGUGGAAGACGUCCAAGCUGAUGUGGGGGAACCGUUUGCGGGAGUCAUGGGAAAAUGGCUCUUGGCGCCGCGUCAAACAGGAAUGUCGCAACGCCAUGCCAUUUUUAAAACUCGAUGCACUAUAAGCGGCAAGGUGUGUGAUUUGUUAAUAGAUAGUGGCUGCACAGAAAACAUUGUAUCAAAGGCUGUCGUUCAAGGAUUACAACUAAAAACCACCAGACACGAGAGUCCGUAUAAAAUCAGUUGGGUCAAGAGGGGCAUGGAGAUAGCAGUCACAGACUCCUGUCGGGUGAGCUUUUCUAUUGGCAAACACUAUUCGUGCGAAGUUUUAUGUGAUGUACUAGAUAUGGACGUGUGCCUUCUGAUAUUGGGCCGGCCUAGGAAAUUCGAUGUGGGUGUGCAAUAUGAUGGACGGGCUAAUGUGUAUUCGCUGGAUUGGAAAGGGCGGAAACUACGUCUACUACCGGGCACCUCCACUUCACAGUCACGGGACACAGAUCAAGCUCAUCAUGCUGCCAUCCACUUGGUCUCAGGGAACAAUUUGAUAAAUGAAUGGAGAAAUCAGGCCCCAAUGUUUGCUCUGCUUGUCACGGAAGUGUCUCCAACUCUCCCCUUACAACAGCUCCCACAUGAGGUAUCCGAACUUAUAGAACAAUACCGGGAUGAGCUACCAGCGGAACUUCCUCCUUUGAGGAAUAUUCAACACCAUAUUGAUUUAUCACCUGGUGCAUCGUUGCCAAACCUACCCCAUUACCGCCUCAACCCCAAGGAGCAGGCCAUUCUUCAAGAACUUAUUGACGACUUAUUGCGGAAGCAGCUGAUUCAAGUAAGUCGCAGCCCAUAUGCAGUACCGGCAUUGUUGGUACCGAAGAAAGAUGGCAAUUGGCGGAUGUGCGUCGACAGUAGAGCCGUCAAUAAAAUCACUGUCAAAUACCGUUUUCCCAUGCCACGCAUCGACGAGUUACUGGACCAGCUCACGGAUCCGUAUCCGGCCAGGCGACAAGUGGAAGACGGCAUUCAAAACUCCACAGGGGAUCUACGAAUGGAAGGUCAUGCCAUUCGGUUUGUGCAAUGCACCGUCGACGUUCAUGCGGAUGAUGAACGAGAUUUUGAAACCUCAUUUGGGAAGAUUUUGCAUCGUUAUUUUGACGACAUCCUGGUUUAUAGCCCAGAUCGUUACCAACAUUUGCAGCAUUUAAAAAUUAUGCUUGACAUCCUCCGAGAACAAAAAUUGUUUGUUAACUUACCAAAAUGCGAACUGGCGGCGACUAGUGUACGGUUUCUAGGCUUCAUCGUUUCGGAUGGUGGAAUUCUUGUGGAUCCACAGAAAAUUUUGGCUAUCAAGGAUUGGCCGCAGCCUCAGUCUUUUUUUGAUAUACGAAGCUUUCAUGGUUUGGCCAAUUUCUACCAUCGAUUUAUUAAGAAUUUCAUCCUUAUUAUGGCUCCGAUCACUGACUGCCUCAAGCUGAAGUCAUUUAGUUGGGGGGCCGACCAACAGCAGAGUUUCGAAGCCAUCAAGGAAGCCCUCACGACAGCUCCUAUUCUGGCUCUUCCAAGCUUCGACAUACCCUUUAUGGUAGACACAGACGCAUCAUCCAUUGGCAUAGGUGCAGUGCUCUCGCAAAUGGGAAAGCCUAUCGCCUUCUUCAGUGAAAAGCUGUGUCCGGCAAGAAGUAAAUGGGCGGCAUACGAGCAAGAGCUAUAUGCCAUAAUCCGUGCUCUCAAGCAAUGGGAGUCUUACCUUUUACAUCAAGACUUCGUUUUAUGUAGCGAUAACAAGGCAUUGCAGUAUAUAAAUACUCAAAAAAAUAUUAGCCGUAUGCAUGCGCGAUGGCUAGUUUUCCUACAGCGCUUCUCAUUUACAUUGAAGCAUAAACCGGGUGUCGAGAACACCGUGGCCGAUGCCCUUAGCCGAAGGGCUAUUUUACUCACAACACUAUAA